Pseudoliparis swirei is the source of this 2807-nucleotide messenger RNA. It is a transcript of the gene clmnb, whose product is annotated as calmin b. Gene Ontology annotation, biological process: nuclear migration. NCBI's taxonomy places the organism in Eukaryota, Metazoa, Chordata, Actinopteri, Perciformes, Liparidae. The coding region runs from base 138 to 2342 and encodes 734 amino acids. The record is from RefSeq and is a predicted model, not a curated record. Gene Ontology annotation, molecular function: actin filament binding. Gene Ontology annotation, cellular component: cytoplasm; meiotic nuclear membrane microtubule tethering complex; nuclear outer membrane. The transcript has 10 exons.
CUCUCUCUGCCUUCUCUUCAUCCUUCAUUCUGUAAGGAAACCUCGGAGCGCCUCUAAUUGCUCGGAGUGCCUGACUUUUCGAAUUGUCCUCCCGUCUUUAUCUCCACGAUGGAUCAUAAGUAGAGCAGGAGGGUUGAAUGAGAAUGCAGGACGAGGCCAGCGGGAACUCGGUGGGAGGGAUCAGUGAGCACGGCGUGCAGCAGCCUCAAGAUGAGAGGAGAGCGGUGCAGAGGAGAGCCUUCACCAGGUGGAUGAAUGUCUUUCUGCAGAGGCGCGAUCCUCCAGUCAAGGUGCGCGACCUGUUUACGGACAUUCAGGAUGGACGAGUACUGAUGGCUCUGCUGGAGGAGCUUUCCGGGUGCAAGCUACUCUACAGGUUCAGGCCGUCUUCUCAUCGCAUCUUCAGACUGAACAACAUCUCCAAGGCCCUGGCGUUCCUGGACGAUCGACACGUGAAGCUGCCUGGAAUCGAUGCCUCAAGUAUCGCUGACGGGAUCCCCUCUGCUGUUCUGAACCUGGUCUGGAAUAUGAUCCUGUAUUUCCAGGUAAAGAAAGUGUUGCGAGGCCUCCAGAGGCAAUUUUCUACCAGCCUCUCUUCCUUAUCCACGAGCAGCUUCCCCUUCUCCUGCGACCUCUCGCCCCAGCCAAAUGACAUGGGCAGCUACUCCUGCAACACACUGCCAAGCAAAGGCCGAAAGGCUGCCCGAGAGCCAAAGUACCACGGGAAGGCAAUCAAGGCUCUGCUGCAAUGGGUCCAACGCUGCACUUCAAAGUUUGGCGUGGAGGUGUGUGACUUUGGGAGGAGCUGGAGGAGUGGGCUCGCAUUCUUAGCCCUGAUUAAGUCCAUCGACCCGGACUUAGUGGACCUGAGGGAGAACUUGACCAGACAACCAAGAGAGAACAUGCAGCUGGCCUUCACGAUAGCUCAUCACAGUCUGGAUAUACCACGUCUUCUGGAGCCUGAAGACAUGUCCGGCCCUUCCCCAGACGAGCAGUCCGUCAUCACCUAUGUGUCCAUGUUUCUGGAACAUUGUUCAGGAACAGAUGAGGAUCACACAACACAUUUUGGAUCCCUUGAGUCCGUCAGCUCUGGAGAGAUCCUCGCCGAUGACCCCGCAGCCCACGCCUCGGCCCACGGCUUGGAGGGGAGCAGCGAGCAGCUCCUGUGGAGGCGGUGGGCCCGCAGAUCCUCAGGGAGCCCCCGAAGCACCUCGCUCCCCACCAGCGGGGCCACGGCACCCAUCAACGCAAAGAAAAGCCGGAGUCCAAGCGUCCUGCAGCCGCCCAGUCCGCUGGACGCGGGCGGAGUCAGCCAGGAGAUCCGAUCGUGGAUGGACGACGCGUCCGCUCAGCGGGGCGCCGGCGAGACCACGACGGGGGAAAGUCACCCGUCGUUGAGCUCAGAGGAAGGAAUCUACAGCCUGCCAGCGCUGGACUCGGAUGAGGAGGACGCCUACAGCUACAUCCUGGGUCUGCACGAAGAGGCCUGUCAACCACGUGAUCCGCUGAACAGGCGAGUGGCGAGGGUCGAAGAGGAAACCGAGGGAGGCGUGUCCUCGAGGGGCGAGCAGACGGAAGAGACACAACAUCUGGAAGUGUUUGAGAAGACGUUCAGCGGGAGUGGACAUCACGAGGACUCACAUGUUGAACCAGAGGUCCGGGCUCCGCCAGGGGCCCAUCGGACGGUUGGAGGGGAGAGGUCAUCCAGAGAGAUGGCCCACAAUGCAUCUGUGUUUGAGUCAGAGGAAGUUGUCCCAGGACAGAGUCAUGAUGGAGGGGAUCCCUGUGGCAAACAGAUGAUACAGGAAGUGACAGAAUAUGAUCGAUCGGUGAAGCGCGGCCGUGAUGAACGAGAGGCGCUGACGGGUGAAAGAAAGGACUCAACGAUUUGUGAUGGGGAGAGUCGGAAGAUAGAAGUUGAGAGAGAGACUGAAAAACGUGGCCACGGGAUCGAAGACGAGGAAAAAGAGGAGGAAAAUGUGCCGAAGAUUGAGGAAGAGCGUGAGAGAAAGUCGAUGGAAGAACAAGAGGAAGAGGAUCGGGAUGAAGAGGGGGACAUGGACAUGGAAGGAUUUACUCGUGGAGAUGACACGGAUGAUGUCAUGGAUCCUGACGGCAGAGCAGCGCAGCAGGAAGACCGUAACCGUGGGAGACGAGAACUCACCGACGGUCCAACUGCCCCCAGACACGCCCCCGAUGGAGGGGUCCAUGUCCGGGGGGUGGAGCGGGGGGGCGCUCCGGCCCGGCCCGCAGCUUCCCAGUCGUUCAGAGACCUGACCCCGUCAGAGCUGCAGAUGCUCCUGUUCCUGUGGAUCCUGAUCUACUGCUGCCUCAUCCUCUGAACACCCCCCCCCCCCCUUAUUAAGAUAUUCUUAUUAAGAUAUGCUUAUUAAGAUAUGCUUAUUAAGAUAUGCUUAUUAGCCCCUGUUCCACUAAGGAGCCCAACAAGGACACUGAGGGUUGACUUUAUAUCUGAGUCACACCUGAGAUGAUGAGUCACGUGGUGACAGCCCAUAAUGCUGUUCUCAUAUGACACAUGUUGCAGCUGCUCGGCCUCACCACGCACACACACACACACACUCCAGAAUGUUCUGUUGAUUUGAUUCUUGUUGUCAGGCAGCGAUCUUCCUUUCAAUGUCUUCUCCCACCACACGGUGGCGCCACUGAGCUGCAGUGUGACGCCAUGACACUAAGUCUUAUUUAAUGAGCCCUUUGACUUCACAGCAGGAGUUCCCUUCGUGACAUGUGUGUGUGUGUGUGUGUGUGUGUGUGUGUGUGUGUGUGUGUGUGUGUGUGAGACGUGAAUA